Eriocheir sinensis (Chinese mitten crab) is the source of this 3460-nucleotide messenger RNA. Its product is annotated as sodium-dependent nutrient amino acid transporter 1-like. Gene Ontology annotation, cellular component: membrane. The transcript has 10 exons. Gene Ontology annotation, biological process: sodium ion transmembrane transport. Lineage: Eukaryota; Metazoa; Arthropoda; Malacostraca; Decapoda; Varunidae. Bases 1 to 2049 code for a protein of 682 amino acids. Gene Ontology annotation, molecular function: L-amino acid transmembrane transporter activity. The record is from RefSeq and is a predicted model, not a curated record.
AUGCUACCGCCGGAGAGCGUGGUGGACCUGAAGGACAUGCCGCCUCUGCCAGGUGUUGGGACACCACGUCCGAUUCCGUCGGCUCAAUUGCAAAGGUUCACCCAGCUGUUCAUCCUCCCUUUCGGGCUGGUAAAUAAAUUGGUAGCUGGAAAACCUGGGAAAGCACUGAAACCACGCGCAACUGCAGGUCAUGCCCUCAUCUUCACCUUUCCUCCGCUCCUGGGCAAGCUGAACAUCGCCUUCGAUGGGGACGAGGGUGUGGAGGCGCAGCGAUACGAACUCAAAGAACACACCGAGUUGCCAGCACAGCCCUCGGAGCCGCCGCCACCACUGCCAGACCCUGCCGCGGACAAACCCAAGACACCGCAGGCCACAACCGAGGAGCAAGAAGCCGCAAAAGACACCAAAAACAAUGAAGCCACGCGGGGGAAGUGGAAGAACAAGGCUGAGUUCCUGCUGUCGUGCAUCUCUAUGUCCAUCGGCUUUGGUAACAUCUGGAGGUUCCCGUUCGUGGCUCUGGAGAACGGCGGCGGUGCAUUCCUCAUCCCUUACCUGAUCGUGCUGCUGUUCAUUGGCAGACCGAUGCACUACCUGGAGCUCAUCCUGGGACAGUUCUCCUCCUGUGGCCCCAGUCAGGUGUGGGAGAUGCUGCCCGCGUUCAAAGGUGUUGGCUACGGACAAAUGCUCGUCAACUGGUUCGUGUCCACCUACUACAUCUCGCUGAUGGCCACCUGCAUGUUCUUCUUCUUCGCCUCCUUCAACCAAGAGCUGCCGUGGGCGUCGUGCGGGCUUUGGGCGAGCGAGGCGUGUGUGGAUGCCGCGACCAACGUUACCAUGCUACAGGGAGGCACGUCGGCCGCGGAGGAGUACCUGAUUAGCUCUCGGGGCACAGUACAAGUUAUACAGGCACACAGAAGCACGACAGACUCGCACACGGCUCUCCAGACCUCGGGGAAGGGCGCCUACUUCACUGCCAUCGUGCCCUACGUACUGCUGCUGGCGCUGCUCAUAAGGGGCGUGACUCUGCCGGGCUCAGCUGAAGGCAUCAUGUACUUCCUGACGCCGAGAUGGGAGAAGUUACUGGACAUACAGGUGUGGCUGGCGGCCGUAACCCAGGCGCUGUACAGCCUGGCCAUCGGCACCGGCGGUGUGAUCACGAUGGCCUCCUACAACGACUUCAGGAACAACAUCUACGUGGACGCAGCCUUCAUCUCCGUGGCGGACACCGUGACCUCCUUCCUCUCCGGCGUCACCACCUUCGCCAUUCUGGGCCACCUGGCGGUCCUAAUGGGCGUGGACCUUCCCGACGUGGUGCAAGGGGGUGGUACGUCCCUUGCCUUCGUCAGCUACCCCGAUGCCCUGGCGAGGUUCCCGUGGCUGCCGCAGAUGUUCUCCGCGCUGUUCUUCGUCAUGAUGUUCACGCUGGGGCUGGGCACCAUGGUGGCGGAGACCAGCGUGCUCAUCACCGCCGUCAAGGACCAUUUCCCGCAGCUUCAGACGUGGACGGUGAGCCUGUCCGUGUGUCUAGUGGGCAUGUUCUCGGGACUCGUCUACGUCACGCCGCAGGGACAGCACGUGCUAACACUGGUCAACCACUACAGCGGCAACCUGUCAGUCCUGCUGCUGGUGACGCUGGAGGUGGCGGGCGUGGCCUGGGUGUACGGGCUGCGCCGCCUCGCUGCCGACAUACACUUCAUGCUGGGCCGCUCCACGGGGGUGCUGUGGAAGGCGAGCUGGCUGCUGGUCAACCCGCUGUUCCUCGCCGGCGUCCUCGUGUACAGCCAGACGCAGGCCACCGUGCUCUCCUACGGCGACUACGUCUUCGGCACCAAGGAAACGGCGGUGGGCGUGGUGUUGUCCCUGGCGCCGGUGCUGCUGGUGCCCGUGCUGUUCCUGGUGGAGGUGGUCCGCAGGUACAAGGCGUCGGGGCAGCUGAUGCACACCCUCACCAACGUCUUCGCCGCCUCCCACAAGUGGGGGCCGAGGGACGCGAAGCUCAGGCAGGAAUACGACAUCUACCUGGAAGACCAACUGGGGGUGAAGCGCUGACCAUAACCCUGGAGACCAUCAGCUGCAGGUCGGCCGCCAAACAUAUGUAUAGACCUUGUAUAGUCUGACACGGGUCGUAUUCUUUAGCAUUUCGAGUCCCAGGCACACUCAUUAGUCACGGUUUUCAUAGGCGUUGUGUGCAUUGCAUGGGGUAGUUUUAUGGCCCUGGUGGUAGUCUGACUCUUCCUCUGUACCGUGAACCUAAAAUACAACUCAUAAGAACCCGACUGAUUACCUUUUUGACCACUUAAAUUAAUUUAUGCGAGUCUGAAGAGUCGGAUAAUACGGACCUCAAAUAUGUCCGUUUGGGUGGGGUCCCGCGCCUCACCCCAGCUCUGCCACAUCACCCCCAAUACGUCACUCACUCAUUUAUCAUAUAUUCACUAUUAAAAGUUGUGUGUUAAAUAUUCAGUAUAUAUUAAAUAAGGCUAUAUAGUGCUUUGAAUGUGUUGCGCUUCAGGAUAACAACAAUGAACUGUAUAAAUUCCUUAACACAUGGCAACGUUGCUCUUCUGAUGUUGCCAGUGGUCAACAAUACCAAUGGUCAUAUUCUUAAAUAUUUCCGCUGCCUAACAAACAUAUUUGACAAGGAUUUCACAGGAAUUCUGGACAUGUUCAAGGAUAGCUUUAUGACCCUGGUGGCAGUGUGACCCUUCUUUUGUACCGUGAAACUGAAAGACACUCAUGAGAACCCGACUGAUCACUUCGGCCUUUAGAAAUAGUUGAUGUGAGGGAUGGAAGCGUCUGGCAACACCGACCUGUGUUUCCACCUUCAAGGGUAUGUUUGGCAACGCUGUGGCGAGGAUAUCCCCGCGCGCUCCUCCCCAAAAACGAACUUCAUAGCUGAGUCAGACUUCAGUAUUUUUGCACCAUUGAGUCUUUUUUUAUGUCUCGUAUUCUCUUACAUUCUACCGUAGAUUUUUCCGUAAUGUCUUGAAUAAAAACCUUAUCAAAAUGUUUCAGCAGAGCUGCUUAAUAUAUCGUCAUAAGGUAAAGACUUGCACUCUAAUGAGUUGAUUUCCUUUCUCAAUAUCAUAUUUUGUGUAUCAAUAACAAAAUUACUCCUAGACAUCCCUUCUCUUUGAAUAAUAAUAUGUAUUAUUUGAACAAAGGUCAUUGCAAACUGUUUCAGCACUUUGUAGCACGACUUUACAUUAUUCAUGUCGUUAGAAUGAACAUUUUAAGAUAUGCUGCAUAAGGAUACUCAUACCCAUGUUGCUGCCACACACAUAGAUAAUUUGCAUUAAUCUACUUCAUCCUUGACACUAGCAGUGUUUGUAUUCCCAAGAAACUUUGAGGUAGCCCAACAGAAAACGAAAGUUUUGCGAUACUCAGCCAUCAACAACAACAGCUCAAACCGAGUUGCUGGCCGAGAAGUUAAAAAUGGUGAUAGUGCAACAAGAAUGCGAGA